AUGGACAGAAGAUAUUCCUAGAUUGAUUAACUAUAAGGAUAAGGAAACAAUGCUUUUAAGCUAAUAAAUGAUCUUUAGAGAAGAAUGAGCGUCAAUAUGAAUGCCAAGAAUGUUGUUAAUGUCUAUAAGAUGAGUUAGGAAUAUUUAUGUGGUCUAUGCUAAGGAAUACUAGUAGAUCCUAUGCAAUGUAAAAAAUGUAAAAACAAUUUUCACCGCGCGUGUCUGGCUUUAUUUUGCAAAGAAACAGGUAAGUGCCCAAUGAAUUGUGUUAAGCCCAAAUUUUUGCCUUUAAAAAAUGAGAAAAUGAGCAAACAAGUAUAAGAACUAAAGUUCAGAUGUACAAACUUUAGUUAAGGGUGUAGAGAAUUGAUAAGCUAUGAAGAUGCUCCAGAUCAUGACGCAAACUGCUUUUAUGCUACAGUUAAAUGUGAAGCAUUUGUCUAUUGCAAAGCGAAACAGUUGAGAAAAGACUAUGAUACUCAUGUCAAGCUGUGCCCUUUUGUUGAAAUUCAAUGCACUUUUUGUUUAGCAAUGAUGUAAAGACAAAGAAUGAAAAAUCAUUUAGACAACUAUUGUGAUGGGUUUUAAGAAUGCUUGACUUGCCAACAAAGAAUAUCCCUUAGUGAGUAUUAAAAUAAUGAGCAUUCUUGUUUUAAGACUCUUCUAAUGACUUUAAAUAAACUAGUAGAUGAUAAAAAUGAAGCAUCGGAAUGCAUCCAUGUAGAAGUUCAGAAGAAAAACUAAUAGAUCAGAAAGAUUUUUGAAUCCUAACAGCAGAGUAUGGGGCAACUCGAUAAUUUGAUAUAAGUCUUAGAGUAUGAUAAAAGCAAAUAAAACAAGCAUUUAGGUUAAGAUCCAGAAAGCAGACUAAAGCAAAACAUGCUUCUUUUAAAUAGAAAAGAAAUUUUUCGAAUCAAUUAUAACUCAGAUCAACUUAUAGUUAAUCCUAUAGAUUUGAAGGAGGAAUAGCUAAAAUUUAAAAAUCUCAUUGAGAAUUUAAAGUAUAAAACAAUAGAUCAUAUGAACUUUCUUAAUUCUGAAUGGAAUAUUUACAAAAAUGGCAUAUUUGUAAAGGAAUUUGAAAAUCACUGUGCUUUUAAAUACAAACUAAAAAUAAAUAAUAGUAUUGAUUAAAUAGCAGAGAGUCUUAUUGAUCCAUUAUAGCAAGAAAAAUUUAAUAUCAACUUAAAAAGAAUAGAGAUAAUCUAGGAUUUUCCUAAUUACACCUAACUUGUACAUUUGGAGUCUAAAGGAUAGUACUUUAUUGCACCUAGAGAAUAUUUAUAUAUCCAAAGAGUCCAAAAAGUAAGCUGCUAUGAAAUAUGGGUGAUGUCAGAAAGUAUUGAUGAUAAUUUUGAAAUAGUACAAGAGAAAUUUGGAGUUAGAAGGGGCAAAAUAAUUAGAGAAGGAUGGAGAUUGAAGCAUAAAUACCAAAAUUAGUCAAAGUGCACUUAUUACAGUCAAUGUGAUUUAGGAAUUUCUAAGGCUCUUCAGAAGCAAAUGUUCUACAAGGUAAUUGAAUAGAUUCAAAAUUUCAAGGAAUAUAUGGCUAAUUAAAAUUGA
Molecule: messenger RNA, 1563 nt
Organism: Stylonychia lemnae
Lineage: Eukaryota; Ciliophora; Spirotrichea; Sporadotrichida; Oxytrichidae
Source: the annotation of a GenBank genome assembly